Messenger RNA from Drosophila bipectinata, 2315 nucleotides. RefSeq names its product glutactin. Gene Ontology annotation, molecular function: serine hydrolase activity. The record is from RefSeq and is a predicted model, not a curated record. Lineage: Eukaryota; Metazoa; Arthropoda; Insecta; Diptera; Drosophilidae.
UGGCGGGCUUGCCUUUCGGCUAUAUCGCUCAUAAGUUCGCAUUUAGAUUGGUAUCGUUGAAUAUUCAUUGAUUGGAAUCGCGAAAAGACGCCAUGAUCGAGAUGCUCUUAGCAUUGCUAGUGCUGACUUGACCCCAUUUAAGCAGAAAUAGAUCCCGUGGCCGGUCAAGAGUCACUCGAAGCUGCCGAGAAAGUUUUCUUAAUAGGCUGAGAUCUGAUGUAGCCAACAGUUCGAUUCCAUCAACGCAGACGACAACAUCGUCUUAAGGAACAUAAAUAAUGGCAAGGUUUUCUGGAGUUUUAGUGCUCCUGGCAAUCGUCCUGCUGGUCCUGUUUGUGGCCAGCAGCGAGGCUGAGAGGAAUAAUCAGAACAAGCAGAAGCAGCAGAGACCGCGGCCAGGAGCCCAGGGCAUUGGCAACCAAAAGAAUAAGCGCAACAAGCCAAUGCAGGGCCAGAAACAAAAGCCCAACAAACAAAAACAGCAACAAGCCGUCCAAGAACCCAAAGUCUUUACCACAUCGGUUCCAGAUUUGGGAAAGUUGAGAGGCCGUACCCUCAUAACCGAUUGGUCGGGCAAGAAGAUAAAGCAGUUCCUCGACAUCCCCUAUGGAAAGGCAGAGCGAUUCAAGAAAGCUGAGCCCGCAGCUGCUUGGAGGGGUGUUUUGCCCGCUCACCGUCCCCAUGCGGGAUGUCCUUCAAUUCAGGAUAUGCUUCUGUUCGCUAAGCUAGAGGAGGACGGCUAUGAUGUAGAGGACUGUUUGCGACUCACAGUAAACACUAAGGCUAUGGAGGGAAGGUUGCAACCCGUAAUGGUUUACAUCCACGGCGACUUCUUCUAUGAUGGCGAUUCAAUGGAGGCGGCUCCUGGCUAUUUGCUGGAGGAGGAUGUGGUGCUUGUGUCCGUGCGCUACCGUCUGGGACCCUUCGGUUUCCUAUCUACUCUCUCAGAGGACAUGCCCGGCAACGCUGCGGUGACCGAUAUCAUUCUGGCACUUAAGUGGAUACAGAAGAACAUUGCCUCCUUUGGAGGAGAUCCAAACCGUGUGACGCUCUUCGGCCAGGUGGGCGGAGCUGCCCUGGUUAACGUCCUGACCCUGAGCCCGGCUGUGCCAUCUGGACUUUUCCACCGCGUGAUCUACCAGUCUGGUACAGCUUUGUCGCCCGCCUUCAUCACAGAUUCUCCUCUGGGUGCCACCAAGGCGAUUGGGCGCAUUGCCGGGUGCAAACAGCUCGCCAAGGUGGACCAGCUUAACAAGUGUCUGAGCCGCCUCAACGCUACUAUGCUACUGGCCGCCUUCAGUGUCCACGGCGAGGAUCAGCCCUCCUUGUCCGGCGGAGCGUAUGGUGGAGUGCAGUUGGUAAUCGGCGGACCCUCUGGUGUGUUGCCGGAGCAUCCGGGUCGUCUGUUGGCUGCCGAAAAGUUCCAUGCUUAUCCCGCAAUGGGAGGCAGUGUGAAGCACGGUGGUACUUUCAUGAUGAGGGACAUAUUUGCGGACAUAUUCAACGAAACGAUAAUGGACGAUCAGAUGACAGGACAGCAGUACAUUGAAGCUAUUAUUGAACAGGCCAACGGUGCGGAUCCCACGGGGUCCUGGAAAGAGUUUGCCGGAGAGGAGAUUUUUACGCAUGCCGAUACCAAGAAUGGCAGCUUUAAGCGCCUUACACCGGGACUUAUCGAUCUGUGCAGCACCAUUUCGCUAAAGAACCCAGUGUUGCUGGUUAUGCAGGCUAAUGCCAAGAAGCUACCCAACAGCACUUUCCUCUACAGCUUUGACUAUGAGGGCGAACAGAACCGGUACGCCACAAGUGAUAAUGAGGCUAGCUUUGUGCCCUUCGAUAUGGGCGUCUCUCUGACGGACGACAACCUAUACCUGUUCCCGUGGCCCAGGUUCCUCGCUCUGAACUCGCAUCGGGACAUUAAGGUGGCGCGGCGCAUGGUGGCUCUAUGGACCUCCUUUGCAGCCACGGGUGUUCCAAAAGCCCCAGGUGUACCCAGCUGGCCGUCAAUGAGCGACGAGACUGGCCCCUAUAUGCGCAUCGGCCGCACUGUCACCUUCGGCGACAACUAUCUGGAUGAGUACCGCAUCGCUGUCGAGGAAACGAAGCAUGGCUACAGCCUGGUCAACGAGGAAUACUAUGAACUGGAAGCCGCCCUUCUAGCGGCCAGCAAAGAAACUUCCUCGUCCUCUGAGAACCAGGAUGAGGAUACUGACGACGAUUUUGGGUCGGAAAACGGUGAAAGAGCGGCACACGAGGCCCGGGGCCAGAACCUUGUCUUUAUUGCCAGGAAGUCAACACGCACGCAGAAACAGUAA